GAAAUUUCAAUCAACAAAAGUUCAGUUAUAAGCCAUGAUCUUUUGGCCAAAGCAGGUAAACAAAAAUAAUACAUUAGCUUAUCUUUAUUUUUAAAAUGUAAUGAGAUACAUUAUAAAAAAAAAAAAAUGAAAAGAUGGGUAAGGCAAAAUGAAUGGUUUUGAGUGGUGCAUUUUUAUACUUUAAUUCAAACGUUUUUUUUUUCAUAUUAACACAUACAAGGACAAUCUAAACAACAUAGAAGGCCUUGGGCAAAGCAAUACACUUGGUCCCUCUAAUAAACAAACUCCCCAAGGUCUUGCGAAGGGUUCAGUCACCAUAGGUGCAAACAAUGUCAGGGUGCAGGGGGUUUCUUAAGCUAAUCGGGUUCCCCAUCAAAUCACAACAGGAAUCAACAAGUAAAAUAAAAAGAUCAACUAAGUUAAACAUAGCUUAAUUAAAUUUAUUAAGGAAAAAAAAAAUCUUUCAUCAACAAUAAUAGUUGUAUUUUUUUAUUUUAAGAAAUAAGUAUAUUUUAAUCACAUACGAUAUUAGACUAUUAUUAUUGACAUAUUCAUAUAAAAUAAUUUAAAUAUAAUCCAAAUAAUCUUUUGCGUUUAUUUUUUGUGUGCAGACUAUUGUUUUAUAAAUGGUUCAAAGUCAUUUGUCAUAAGCGGAGGUCACCAAACAUUUUUUUCACUCCUGGCCGAAUAGCGGGAAAUAAUUACGUGCGUGGGCCGGAUUAUCAUUCUGUACAAUACUAGUAAGCCAGAAUGAAAGAAAGCUCUGGGAGAAAAUACUGAAAUUGAGCUCUCAAGAUAUCAUCAAUGUAGAGACCGACCGAAAGUUAUUUUCUGAUUUCGGCCGAAGCCGAAAAUAAAGACUUUCGGCCGAAACCGAAAAAUACCGGAAGUUAAAGAUGACUUUCGGCCGAAGCCGAAACCGAAGCCGAAACCGAAAAUGAAAUAUUUAUAUAUUUGGAAAUUCGUUUCCGCAUACCUUCUGCAUUUAUCGAAAAUGAUGGGAGAAAGUAUAAACAUUUACAUUCUUUUUAUAAAAAGUGAGAUAAUCGUGAAUAUUAAUAAGUAAGCAUCUAAUAUAACAUCUUGUUAAAGAUCGUUUAGUUUGUUCUUAAAGAUCGCUUAAAUUCUUGUUAAAGAUCAUUCAGUUUUUUGUUAAUGAUCACUUUAUUUGUUCUUAAAGAUUGGUUAGUUGGUUCAUAAAUAUCGCUUAUUUUGUUGUUAGAAAUCGUUUAUUUUGUUUUUUUAAGAUCGCUUAAUUUGUUCUUAAAGAUCGCUUAGGUUUUGUUUAAAGAUCUUUUAGUUUUUUUAUUAAAGAUCAUUUAGCUUGUUCAAAAUAUCGCUAAGUUUUUUCUUAAAAAUCGAUAAAUUUGUGUUAUUAAAAGAUCGUUUAGUUUGUUCAUAAAGAUGGAUAAGUUUGUUCUUAAACAUCGAUGAUUUUGUUCUUAAAUAUCGAUUAGUUGUUCUUACAGAUCAUUCAGUUUGUUCUUAAAGAUUAUUUAGUUUGUUUGUAUAGAAGUUUCCGUUUUUUAUUAAAAAUCGUUUAGUUUGUUCUUAAAGAUCGCUUAUUUUGUUGUUGAAGAUUGCUUAGUAUUUUUCAUAAAGAUCGCUUAGUUUUUUCUGAUAGAUAAUUGAUUUUGUUCCUUAAGAUCGAUUAGUUUGUUCUUAAAGAUAUUUUAGUUUGUUCCUGAAACAUUUAGUUUUCUGUUAAAGAUCGCUUAGUUUAUUCUUAUAAAUCAUUUAGUUAACUAUUAAAGAUCAUUUGUUUUGUUCUUAAAGAUCACUUAGUUCGUUCUUAAAAAUCGCUUAGUUUUUUUUUCUUUAAGAUCGUUUAGUUUUUUUUUCAAAGAUCGCUUUAUUUGUUUUUAAAGAUCACUUAAUUUGUUCUUAAAGAUCGUUUAGUUCAGCGGUUCUCAACCUGUGGGUCGCGACCCUUUCACAGGGGUCGCCUAAGACCACCCGAAAACACAUAUACUCCACAGUUAUAAAGUAUUUAUUUCGUUGGGGUCGCCACAACAUGAGGAAAUGUAUUAAAGGGUCACGGCGUUAGAAAGGUUGAGAACCACUGGUUUAGUUUGUUCUUAAAUGUCGCUUAGUUUGUUGUUAAAUAUCACUUUUGCUGAGAAUUUGAUGACCGAAAACAACAGUCACCUUCGGCCGGAUGGCUGAAAGUCUAAGUCAAUUACGGCUGAAACCGAAAAAAAAACCGAAAGCUAACUUUUCUCUUUCGACCGAAAACGAAACUAAGCUGAAAGUUAACUUUCAGAUUCGGCCGAAACCGAAACUUGGCCGAAAGGGAUAAAAUGGCUACUUUCGGCGCCGAAACCGAAUCCGAAAUUCGGUCGGUCUCUACAUCAAUUUUUGGUUUAUAAUUGCUGCAUGCAAUCAAAAGAAUUGUUUUCAAAUGCUCAUCAAUCCCACUCGUUCAAUGUGUUGACUUCACAUACUUUAUUUUUGAAAACCGUUUGCUCAAACCAAAAUGUUGUUCCGUGUAAUCUGUAAAUGGUUGACAACUCUUCCGUUAAUUGAAAGACAAAUAGAUGCCACAAAUAAAAAAGAGAAGUUGUGAUAGGUCAGUAGACUCAUUCACAUCAAGUUCCUACUUUCCUCAUUGAUCUGUAGCACUAUAUUCUCUCCAAAUUAUUCUGUUAUCCGCACAACUGACCUUGCUGAAGAGCUGUUAGUUCCAAACGUGACUAUUACUUUAAUUUCCCUGUAUGUUUCCAAAACUUUUUUCCAAACCCCCCCUUUCCCCCCCCCCCCCCCAUUUCUACCCAGUUUGUGGUAGUUAUCAGACUAUAAACUAUUAGCGGUAAUAUUCUUUUUAUUAUUUUAUAAUUUUUAAAAAAAAGAACAACAGCCUUUCCUAAAAACACAUACUUCAGGUUGCGUGGUAGAUUUUUUAAAUGAUGUCAUUUUUUAAAUUAAUUAUUAUUUUAUUACAUCUUGUUUUAUGAUGAUCUGAGUUCGAGUGUGAACCACGUUAAAUUUCAGCAGUAACUUUAUUUUUACCAGUGAUAAACUGUGAUAAUGUGAUCUGAUCGUUCACUCAAUAUACAUUAAUAGCAAAUACAUGUCUGCGAAACAAAGUGACCGCAGAUUUAAUUAUAAAUGACGCUCAUCGACUUUUAGUAGUUAACUUUUUUGGCCCCAGCUUAACUCGAUCCCAAAAGGAACUGCGAUGCGUGUAGUUAAUGUAUUGAUUUUGUAAACUGUCUGUUUCUUUAUUUUAUAUUAAGAUACCGUAUCAUACGAUUUUGAGACAAUUUUGUAAGAUUUUAGGUGUUGUAGGGUAAAGAGGUUUAUAUAAAACAAGAAAAAAUAGAAUCUAGAUAAAAAAAUUAAAAUUGCAAAUUAAAAAAUUAAGGUGUUUAGCAGUCUCGAGGUCUCCGCAGGUGUGAAGAUCUACUAGUAUUCUAAAAAUAAUAUUAUUGAAAUUUAAAUUGUUUCACAACGUCUCGUGUUCCAUAUGUUUUGUCAAUCAAGCAAGUUCCAUCGGUGAGCCAGAAGAACUGGCCUCGCGGGCUGGAUCCGGCCCGCGGGCUGUAGUUUGGUGACCCCUGGUCUUAAAAAUGUAAUUUUUGAUGCAGGUAAAUGAAAUCCAGUUCAAAUGUUAUCAUCCCAGUGUAUUGUGAGGCUGAUUCUUCUUAAGCUUCAAUUUUCAUUAUGAACGUUUCCCUGUGUAUUUGGUUAUCUGCGCAUAUUGAAUGUUUUCGACACAUUAAUGCAGAGCAUGGACGGCAUUAAAUUGUGCAAACCAUCUUGUGUCAGACAGACACUUUACAACAACUAGAGAUUUUAAAAUGUGUCGCCAUGUGGAGUCAGAAAUAUUUUUAACGACAGUAAAAGAUAUUCCCAAAGAAGAUAUUAGCGCAUUCUAUCGGUGUAUAGAAACUGAAAAAAAAAGGAAUAUAUGCCAUGAAAACAAAUAUUUUUUUAUAAUCCUGUUGACCACACUGGUGCUUUUAAGCUCACUAAAACAGGCUGAGUCCCGACCAAAAAUAUCAGGUGAUCAACGUUUGAAAUGUCUGAAUUGGUAUUCACACUUAUUGAAAAAUAAUUUUACUCUUUAAUUUUUUUUUCAAAAAUAGAGCAGAGAGCAUUUUUUCCCCUACUAAAUCAAUAAAUCAUUAAGAAAUACUUGCUGACAGAUAUAAUGUGUUGCCAUUUCCAACAUUUCCAUAUAGUUUGAGAUGUUGUUAUAAAAAUGACAAAACUCCCUUAGAAAUUCUAAAUCAAUAAAUAAGUUUCAUUUUUUGCUAACCAAAAAGUUUGAUUUUUUGUCCCGAAAUUCCAAACCUCUGGAGGAAAGAAGGCGAAGUAGGAAAAGUGACAUCGAAACUCUAUGCCAUUAUUUCUGUUCUGACCGACGAUGUUUGAUUAAUAAAUGAUCUUAACACCCAAAUCCUUUGCGUCGAAGCUAUUAUGCAGUCAUGUUAUUUUAAUGUUCCUCUCCAUACUCAUGUUCUACGAUAAUACUGUCAUGUUUCCAGUAUUUGAAAACUAUUCAGAAAAUGUAGAUUCUUUCUUGGAAAAUAGACAGUAUGCAAAACAAUACAAGCAGCCCUGAGAUGGUGAAUAGCCUAGCAAAGCUCAUUUUACACUCUUUUCAUAACUCGUAGUUAAUGUUUAAACGUAUUUAUUAAUCAAUAACUUUUUUUUAGUUAUGUCUUCUCCAGCCCCAGGCCUUAUUUGCUAAGUUGUAUGUAUGAUUCUGAUACAAUGCUGAACCACUUCAAAUCGAUUACUCCACCUUAUAAGUUUUCUUAUGUCCCCUUGUCCCUCAACUGUGAAGGGAUUUACACUAUCGUUAUUAGACACAGUCUUGAGUGUUUCAUCUUGUGGAAUUUCAAGAUUACAUAUAAUAGGUAAUGAUUUUCUAAAACUGGAAUGGCCGAUGCAAUGGUGGAUGUAGAUGACGUUAUUGCAUGAUAAAGAACAGUACUAGUAACUGGUAAAUUGCGCUUGGAUUUUAAAAAGUUGUUAAUUUUGAAAUUUUACCCGUUUUCAUUCGUUCCAAUGCCUCUUUUUGUUCCUUCUGUGCUUCACUCAUAAAACUACGUUUCAUUCCCGAUAAAACUUAAAGUGAUUUAGAUCUAGAAACAUAUUAUUUAUGACACAUAUGUUGAUAUAGCUGCGAUCCCUUCAAAAGGUAAUUUUUUUAAAAAAAUGUCUUGAAAAAAACCGAAUGUUUCUACCCUUUCAAACUCAAAUAUGCCCCGCUGACAACGAGCAUUUUGGCUGUUUUUUAUAUAUAUAUCGAUUAAAUAUGUUUGUCAGAAACAGGAAACAAUAUAUUUUUAAUAUUAGAACAUAUAAAAUUAAUUAAUUUAAAAAAAAAUAAUAAUUUUCAAGGGAAAUGUGUAUUAUUGAUCUAAUAAAUAGCUUAUUUAAUGCUUAUUAAAUUCAAUAGUAGUUGGGUUUUUUGUUGUUGUUAGAAUAUACAUUUCUCCUCUAAUUUCACUACUAAGCAGUAGCUUAGCCGGGGUCCACAUUUUAUUCUAAUAUGAUUGUAACUAAAAAUAUAUAUUUUUCUUACUUUCGAUUUAUAUCUGAGUGAAAUAGAUUUAACUGCAGUUACCCCCUUUACCAAGUAAACGUGUCAUUUAAUAUUAUUUUGGAAUGUACAGAUAAUAUAGAGGGUUAAAAUUUGAAAAUAUGCUGUCCACUGAAUUUUAAAUAAAAUUAAAUUGUCAAAAACUUUUAAUAUUCAUUAACAAUGUGUGCAGCAUGAUGCCUUUUAAAAGAGUGCGCCUCCAAAUAAGUGUGAGGAACUAGGCGAUUGCCAUUGCGCCACUCCUUGAAGACUUACUGACAGUUAUAUAAAACAAUAAAAAUGAAGAUUGUAUGAUUUGCACUACUCAGUAAAUAAAUAAAUAGUGCCAAUAUGUUUUAAAAAAAUCGUAUUUACAAUAACGGAUCUAAGUAAAUAAUCAUUGGUUUUUCUGCGUUUGAAAAAAAUCAUCUCAUUAGACCAUCAAUGUGAUAAGGAAAGGUUUUUUUUUUCCUCAAUUUUAUCGUCAUGCUGUCUUCUCGUCCGCAAAUAUUUUUAUUUACUCUAUAAAAUAUCCAUGUCUCAUAUCGAUCUUUAUUUAUGAUGCUAGUGAAAUACUAUUAUAUAAUAGUUUUUGAAACAUUUUCUGUUCUAUAUUUCCGGUUCUACAUUUUCAAGAACCACUCAUGAUGUUUAUCAGGAAUAUAUUAAUUUCAGAUUUUUUAAAUAUUGAGACAAAAUGUAUCUGCUCUGCAAAAGCUUUGUCAUAAUUGUUUUCUUAUAGAGAUUUAAUGACAUAUUAAAGUAUAUAUUUGAAAGUGAAAUACAUUUUUUAUAGUGUUCAUUAAAUACAUUUUUAAAAUAAUUAACUUGAAAUAAAUAUCUUAAAACAGUUUUAAAAAAUGUGUUAAUAAUGAAGUUCUUUUCUCUUUUUUUUUGAACAUUUUUUAAGAAAAAACGAACCAUUCUCGAGAUUUAAAUCAAAUCGUGCAAGUAAAAUCUAUUUUUUAAGUUUUAUGAUUUUGUCUUUUGCUUUUUUGUGGAUUUUUGUUUGUUUGUUAAGGAUGAGACCAAAGCUCGUGCAGGCAUAGGGGAAAUCAAUAUCACUCCAUUUGAUAUCUGCUUUAAUUCUGCAUUUAGGAUACAAUUGUCGGCAUAUAGAAAAUAUCUGAUAAUUUCUGUCAGGAACUUAGAUAUUGCUAUAAAGCUUCUUGACAUUGAAUAGCUUACCAUCUGUAUUUGUAUUUGAUGCUUAGUCCAAUAAUCCACCUUUCUGAACUGAUCAAUUAGUAUUGAGUAAACCAUUAGGCUGGAAAGUGUUUGGGCCAGGCUCAACCUUAUUUGAAGACGUUUGCAAAAGAAAUGAUUAAAACGUCUUCUCAUUCUUCAAACCCUAGCCUGAAUACCACUAUUAAAUCCAGGUACCAAUUAUAUGAAUUUUCUACGGCAUCCGUAUUUGACCAUAUAUCUUUUAAAAACGAACACUACCAAAAGUGUUGAAAGCAUUUGUCAGGUAUACAAAUGUGUAGAACAAAAGCCCUAAACAAAUCAGGGAUCACCCGUUCAUAGCUUAGCUGGGCAAUUCUUUUGCCUGUUCACCUCAGGAGGUAAGCGUUUUUUGAACAUGUUUAAAAGUUGACAUAUAUAAUUAUUAUUGACACGGAAAGACCGUGCACUGUUCUACCAGCAGCUAUACCGGUAAAUCGAAACCACAGUCACAUCUCUGAUGAUCAGGUCAUGAAAAAAUGUGAAUAAAUAUUUUAGACCGAAAUUAUUCGGAAGCAUAUCGUAAAAAAACUAGUUUAUACAAUUGAAAUACUUUUAAAUCAAAAAUAAUGUAUAGAAACAAAAAAAAAAAACAAAAAAAAAACAAGCAGGAAUACAAUUUUAAUUAUUUAGAUAUUAAUGUCCUGACACGUUUUUCUAUUAUACUUUUGUUUAAUGAAUGUUUUGAUGUGUCACAAUCAACAGAUCCAACAAAAAUAGAGAUAUUACAUAAUGAGGAUGGAGUCAUUGGUCUAAAAAAACACUACGAAUCAUGCAAGAAAAGAAAAUAUCAUGAUGAUUUCAUUGCCAUCAAAAAUUUGGAUGUUAGACCAUUGCUUGUGGAAUUUCAGGGAGAUGAAAUGUUUAAAGAAUUAAUCAGGUCAAUGGUUGACCUCACUGUACUCUUGACAGUUAGUGUAGCUAAAGAUGUGAACACAAGUCGUCAUCUUAAAAUUGGAAACGGAUGGGUUGGUAGUUUAACUAUAUACGAUAACGAUGAACUCAACCCAACAUGUGGAUGUAAAAAGUGUAUUUCAUCAUAUAAUCCAAGUACAAAAUAUGCUGAUAUCGUAAUAUAUACGACCACAGAUGUUGUUCAAAAUGACAAAGAAGCUAAAUCAACAACAUGUAGGCUUUUUUAUAAUGACAGUAACAGUGAGAUGACAAUUAUAGAGGACGUCAACGAAGAAUGUGAAAUAAGUGUGGAACAAAAAAAAUGUAAGUUAACUUUUGUGACUUGUAAUAACGAGAUUAUAGAAAAACUGAACGAUGCAUCACUUAAGUGGUUUGAAAGGUACACAAAAGUAAAUAAAAGACAUUAUAAAAACCGCGAUGAACACAAAGCAGUUAUUAUCGUGUCCCACAUUCAUGGCCUUCAUAAGAGAAUUUCAAUAGGAAAGUGGAUAGAUAGAAAAGAACAUAUUUCUUCUGAAUACGGGAAGAUCACUAGAUAUAUUUAUAACACACCAACCUGUUCUGGAAGUGCUGGCGCUUAUGUCUAUAUAGUUUCGAGAGAUAAAAAAGGUUGGCUAAGCCAACAUUUCCACCAUGGAGUGAUCAGAAACGAAUAUAAAUUUUGUGGUGUUGGCACAGAUUAUGGGGCUAAAGAAAGAAAAUAAAUAAGAACUAACAUUUGGAGACGAACAGAAAAAUGUUGAAAAUCCAGUACAAUAGUUUUCUACUAUAAAUAUAUCAGGAUUUAAAUUGUCUACUAUUAUUUUUUUUGUAACAGUCUUUUACCC
Molecule: messenger RNA, 8499 nt
Organism: Lymnaea stagnalis (great pond snail)
Lineage: Eukaryota; Metazoa; Mollusca; Gastropoda; Lymnaeidae
Source: the annotation of a GenBank genome assembly